Messenger RNA from Clonostachys rhizophaga, 2823 nucleotides. The record is from the annotation of a GenBank genome assembly. Lineage: Eukaryota; Fungi; Ascomycota; Sordariomycetes; Hypocreales; Bionectriaceae.
AUGGCAGGCUUCAGCCAACUGGCUGAGCUGCCGGAGAUCGUGCGGGACUCUCAGCUCCCUGCAACGUUCCGCUGGGAGGGCCAGCAACAGUUCACUAUCCACACUCAAGGCGCAAGUCGGCGCGCCAAACAGAGCCAAGAAGUCUGGGCGCACAUGGGCACAUUGGGCCAGGGGGGAUUCGGAUCGGUCGAGCUGCAGGCCAAGCAGUCUAAGCGGACUGGGCAGACGAAGGAGCUCCGGGCGGUCAAGUCUAUCCGGAUCCCAGAGGAUGAGCUGAAUGAGAACCGCGAGUUCUAUGUGAGGGAGCUUGAAGCCAUCGUCAAGUUCUCGCAAGCACGCUAUGGGGAGCUCUUUGUCAAAUCAUAUGGAUGGUUUGCGUCCCAAAGUGUCCUCCACAUCGCCAUGGAGUACUGUGAAUUAGGGGAUCUGCAGAGAUACCUGUUCAAGAAGUGCCAAAAUAGACGAUUGCCUGAGAACCAGGCUCACGACAUUGCUUCCCAGGUGCUCGAUGCCUUGACGAGGAUGCACGAGGAGAAGUUUGCACAUCGCGACCUCAAGCCAGCGCCAUCCGCCCACCCCCAUCCGCCCACCCAUCCGUGGGUGGUGAAAGUAGCAGACUUCGGCAUCAGCAGACGAGAUCAAGGCACGACAAUGAAUCCAACAACCAGUGUGCGAGGUACCGGUUCGUUCAUGCCACCAGAGCUGCUCGGAUUCAGUGGUGAAAACUCUAGGGCUGUCGACCUUUAUGCAGUUGACAUGUGGUGUUACGGAGAAACCUUGUUUAGGAUGCUGACGGGUGGCGGUACAUUUGAAAAGCCAGCAGACUUGUACGGGUAUUAUUUCGGCCACGUGAAAUUCCCAAGAGCUGUUCUUGAGGAGAUACAACUGAGCCCUGCUGUGAUUGACUUCCUACAGUCUCUGCUCACCUGCGACCCAGCACAACGUCUUACAUCGCAAACGGCGUUAGAUCAUUCGUGGGUGGAAACGGAUUUCCGCGGUUCAGAUGCAUCAUCUCGCAGAACAUCCCGUCGCUUAUCUUCAACCAAGCCAUUAGACGGCAUCGACCAUUCCACAUUGGAAAAUACCAUUGUGCAGAUGUCCCAGACAGAGAACACAGAUGCCUCGGCCUCCUGGACAGAAAACUUCUCGCAAAUGCACCUCGACGAUUAUCAGCAGACCACCCCAUUACAACAACAGGCGGUAUCUCACUCACAAAACCAUCCUACUACAUACUCCUCCAAAGUGUCAGCCGGCAAUAAACAUACUCAAGCUACCAAUGCCGAAGAGGGCGGUCCAAGAUUACCGACCUUGAACACAUCUUCUGGGAACAGCAGGACAUCGAACCAAGGUGAUCUGCUAGAAGACACUGCAGCUUCAUUAUCUUGGACCUCCGCCUUCCCAAUGAGUCAAACAUUUGAAGGAAAAGGACCUAUAGCUGGCACAGACACACCCCAAAUACAACCUGCGCAACCAAUUUUCACACCCUCGGUAAAUUCUCCCAGUCAAAACCCUCAGAUCAGCCCCGCCCAUGAGGUCGAAUCAGAAGCUACGUUGGUCCCGAACCCGAACUCGCAAACCAGGCUCGAGGCAAGUGGCGUUGCAGCAUUUGAUGAAGUCCUUUAUCCUUGGACUCAAAAGUCGGCCCCCAUCUCCCACAGAGAGGACUCGGGUUUGGCAGGCAUCCCCCAGAAUCCACCAAAUUCAGCUGGCAUUACGCAGGGAAAGCAAGCCGAAACCGCUGCACAGCGCCAUGACGCCGCUGAUUUUCAAAUAUACACCGGCGAAGAACUAGGAGCUCAGAUGGACUCAUUCCGUAAGAGUGAUGAUUUCACCUCCGCCAAGAGCCACUUUACGCAUUACUGGGAAAGUGCAAAGUCGACCAUAGGCGAAGAGCAUCCAAUAUCAAUUCUUGCUUUAGAUUAUCUUAUAGAGGCAGUGCUCAAUCUAGGCGAAUACAGCACAGCGGAGAACUUGUGCAGAAGAAUGGUCACUCUUUUGAUGAAGACACAAGGAUCAGACCACACGUCCACAAUUUCUAGCAAAAACGACCUCGCAUAUUACCUCAGAAAGCUUUACCGAUUCGACGAAGCCAUCUCCAUACUACGAGACGUUAUCAGCUCCUGCCGACGCAACGGAUAUCAUUCCUUGCUCUACGAAGCCUUAUCCCACCUGGUCUGGAUUUACCUAGACAAGGGCGACGCCACACAAGCUGAAUCGACAUUCCAAGAGUAUAUCAAGGCAAAGGGCAAUGUUCUUGGCCAUACGCACGAGCAGAUCAUUGAUGAUGUUUAUGAGUUCGCCAUCGCCCUAAGCCGCACAUACGCUUAUCAUGGAGAAGCUUCCAGAGCAGCGCAACGAUUCUUCAAGCUUACAGACUCUUUAUCGCGGAGCGGUGAGCCUCUUUCGCGGAAGACUCGAUCCCAACAACAGGAGCUGAUGUUACUGUUGACAAAUCCCCAAGGCACGUCUGGCAAUAAGAACAGUCGACACCAGUCAUCUCCGACUCACGGAGGUGCGACGUCCCACCACAAUACUCCUCCCAUACGUCUCAAACCGUCACCGUCUUAUUAUCCAGACAGCCCUAUGCCGGGUACUAAUGAACCCAUCCGUCUGAAACCGUCUCCUGCUUACGGGCCACCAUCUUCUUCUUAUUACGAAGAGACGAAUAAUUUUGGCAAUUACCCCAGUUCUACAUUUCUCGGCCCUGGCGGUGUUGUUGAAGGUGCCGGUGAUGAAACGUACGAUCAAUGGAGGCAGUCAAAUACCACCCAGCCCAAAGAGAAGAAGAAGAGAUUGAGCAAACUAAGGGAUCUUUUCUCGUAA